UAAUAUCUUUAUGAUGAGAAUGUUCGUUUUGGCCGUUCCGCUGGGAACAUGAACCCAUGGUCCAAAGGUUCAUAUGGUAGAUAGGAAAUACCAAAACCUUAUGAUCCUGUGACUCGCACAGGUUUGCUAAUCUUAGAAUUUUAUACUGGAUCGUGUCUGUUGGUGUCAGAUUUAACCUUAUUACAAACAAUUGUAAUUUCAUUCAUGUCAAGCAAAUGGAUCUUUCAGGUUUGAUUUGCAGUUAUGUAACCAAAUGAUGUCGGUAAUGGUACACAUACUUUAGGAUUCAUGCAGUUUUCCCAUUUUUCUUGUCAUUCAUAACUUCCCAAUAUUAUUUUCAGAUGGUUUAAUUGAUAUUGUGGCAUAAUUUUUGGACACGAAAAUUUUGAAUAUGAUACAAAAACAUGUUUUAAUAAUUUUGAAAAUGAUACAAAAAUAUGUUAGGAAAUGAUAAAUUUCACAUGUCAGAGUUAAAACAUGUUCUAAAAAUAUGAAAUUUUGAUAUGAACUAAAAUUCAUGUAGUUUAGAGAUAUAUCGAAGGACGCAGUGUGGGCUUGUUGUGCUUUCCAUUUGUGAGUAUAGUGAUCCCUUCAUUUUGUUACAAUAAAGACAAGCAAACGAAAUACCGAACUCUCCACUGCAAUUUUUUUUUUUUGGAGCUUUGAAGCAAUGGCAAAUCCUAGGCUCCGUGGGUGGAGAAAGUGGGCGAAGAAGGAUUGGGCGAUCGCAGCCGUGGGAUUCACCAUCAUUCUCUUCGCUCUCACUCUCCUCUUCGAUUCUCGAAACCCCACCUCCUCCUCCUCCUCUACCUUCAAUCUCCCCUCCAACCAUCUCAUUCCUUUGACUUUGCUCCACAGAGCCAAAGCGACAGGCGCUUUUUGUUUAGAUGGAAGUUUACCUGGAUACCAUUUUCAGAAGGGCUUUGGUUCUGGCUCUAACCAUUGGCUUCUCCACAUUGAGGGUGGAGGUUGGUGUAAUUCAAUAGAAACCUGCGAGAUUCGAAAAAGAACAGCUUUGGGUUCCUCUAAGUACAUGGAUCCCCUAAUUCCAUUCGAUGGGAUUUUAAGCCAUCAAUCUUCGCAAAAUCCUGAUUUUUACAAUUGGAACAUUGUUAAGAUGCGUUACUGUGAUGGUGCAUCUUUAGCUGGCCACCCUGAAAGUGAGUUCAAGAAUGGAACUAAGCUUUUCUUCAGAGGCCAACUCAUUUGGGAAGCCAUUAUGAGUGAACUCUUAUCACUUGGCUUGUCUAAGGCCAAACAGGCACUUCUUACAGGAUGCUCUGCUGGAGGUUUGGCAACUCUUAUACAUUGUGAUGACUUUCGAGCUCAUCUGCCAAAGGAUGCCACUGUCAAGUGUCUUGCUGAUGCAGGUUUUUUCCUUGAUGAGCCAGAUAUUCUUGGAAAUCGCACCAUGAGUAAUUUCUACCAUGAUGUUGUCCAACUACAGGGUGUAGCAAAAAGUUUGCACAAGAAAUGUAUCACAGAAAUGGAGCCGUCCAAGUGCAUCUUUCCUCAACAAAUUAUCAAAAAUAUUAGGACCCCAUUGUUCAUUGUCAACCCCGCCUACGAUUUUUGGCAGAUACAACACGUCUUAGUCCCUGCCGGAUCGGAUCCUGAUGGCUACUGGAGAAGAUGCAGAUUGAGCAUUCAGAAAUGUGAUUCUACCCAGAUUGAAAAUCUACAAGGUUUCCGUAGUUCCCUGCUUAAAGCAGUAAGUAAGCUCCAACAUGACAAGGAAGGAGGGAUGUUCAUAAAUUCUUGCUUUGUUCAUUGCCAAACAUGGAUGGCUGAGACAUGGCAUUCAUCCAAUUCUCCAAGAAUCAACAAUAAGACCAUUGCAGAGUCUGUAGGUGAUUGGUACUUCAACCGUAAAGUAACGAAGGAGAUUGAUUGCCCUUAUCCUUGCAAUCCCACUUGCUAUCACAUGGACUUCACUCAACCUUCAUGAAGCAUGGCUCGAAAACUGAUUUUUGUCUCCAACUUUAAAACUCCUGCUGGGUAUUACUCCAAUUUGCAUUGAAAGAAGGGUAUUGGAUAAUGAAACAGUGUGUAGAAUGAGAUGAGUGUUGAUAGUUGCUGCUAUAGAAAUGGAUUUUAUGUGAGACCAGAUGAAGCAAACUAAUUUCAUAUCAAGAGAUAUUUUGAUAGCCACCAAGUUCCAUGUGCUCUUUAACCUUUUCUAAAAUCGGUAUGAUGUAAAACAUUGAAUAUCUUCAUACUGUUACUUUUGUACCCAUCCUUUUAGACCUUUGCACAUGUUCCAAUAUAAAUGUUAAUCUUCAUUCAA
Gossypium raimondii (Peruvian cotton) is the source of this 2287-nucleotide messenger RNA. RefSeq names its product pectin acetylesterase 5. Lineage: Eukaryota; Viridiplantae; Streptophyta; Magnoliopsida; Malvales; Malvaceae. Bases 671 to 1948 code for a protein of 425 amino acids. The record is from RefSeq and is a predicted model, not a curated record. Gene Ontology annotation, molecular function: hydrolase activity. The transcript is spliced from 12 exons.